GUGUGGGUUUGACGUGCCUCGCUUGUUAACGGCAUCCAAUCCAUUGUAGGGAAGAUUAACGAGCUGUUGAAGGAGGGAGCGCUCCCUUUAAAAGCACUGCGGCGCUGCUUGGAGGUAUACCAACCGUUCGAGAUGGGGAUCUUAGUGAUGCUUCUGUUCCUUUGGGGACAUUGCUUCAGGAUUGGGACUUUGGAUCCGUCUCUCCAGUAUCGAUCUCUCCAGUAUCGGAGCCAUGUGUCUGUGCAGUACUUUGACUAUCCCGAGGAGGUUAGUUGCACGCCGGCUGGCCUUAUGGUGCGGAUUCGGAAUGAUUCCUUUCAGGGAAUGUCUAUUAGACUUUCAAUCGUAGAUGACUUUGGUGAACCAAGGGACUUGCGCUCACUGCACAGCAGUUGUCGCUUUGCAACCAUUCCAGAAGCAAAUGGAUCCUUACUCUUCAUUACUCCAUAUGAUGGAUGCUUUGUACAUGUGGUGAAUAACAUAGUGAGCAUGGAAUUGAGGAUUGAUGGAAUUGAUGAAUCAAAGAGGAUCAUCGUUAUAGAACGCAUUCCAGUUAACUGCUCCUUGCCAACUAAACCGACUCCAGUGUCUGCUUUGACAACAGUCCAGUCACUUACCAUGGACCAAAGGCCAACCAGUGCCUCUACUCCUGCAAAUGUCACUCCAGUGGCUGUGAAGCCAGCCAAUGAUACCACUCCUUCUGGUCCAGUUACUCCAGUGGUCGUGAAGCCAGCCAAUGAUACAGCUCCUGGUGUAGUCACUCCGGUGGUCGUGAAGCCAGCCAAUGAUACCACUCCUUCUGGUCCAGUCACUCCGGUGGUCGUGAAGCCAGCCAAUGAUACAGCUCCUGGUGUAGUCACUCCGGUGGUCGUGAAGCCAGCCAAUGAUACAGCUCCUGGUGUAGUCACUCCGGUGGUCGUGAAGCCAGCCAAUGAUACCACUCCUUCUGGUCCAGUCACUCCAGUGGUCGUGAAGCCAGCCAAUGAUACAGCUCCUGGUGUAGUCACUCCAGUGGUCGUGAAGCCAGCCAAUGAUACCACUCCUUCUGGUCCAGUCACUCCAGUGGUCGUGAAGCCAGCCAAUGAUACAGCUCCUGGUGUAGUCACUCCAGUGGUCGUGAAGCCAGCCAAUGAUACCACUCCUUCUGGUCCAGUCACUCCAGUGGUCGUGAAGCCAGCCAAUGAUACAGCUCCUGGUGUAGUCACUCCGGUGGUCGUGAAGCCAGCCAAUGAUACCACUCCUUCUGGUCCAGUCACUCCGGUGGUCGUGAAGCCAGCCAAUGAUACCACUCCUUCUGGUCCAGUCACUCCAGUGGUCGUGAAGCCAGCCAAUGAUACAGCUCCUGGUGUAGUCACUCCAGUGGUCGUGAAGCCAGCCAAUGAUACAGCUCCUGGUGUAGUCACUCCGGUGGUCGUGAAGCCAGCCAAUGAUACCACUCCUUCUGGUCCAGUCACUCCGGUGGUCGUGAAGCCAGCCAAUGAUACCACUCCUUCUGGUCCAGUCACUCCAGUGGUCGUGAAGCCAGCCAAUGAUACAGCUCCUGGUGUAGUCACUCCAGUGGUCGUGAAGCCAGCCAAUGAUACCACUCCUUCUGGUCCAGUCACUCCAGUGGUCGUGAAGCCAGCCAAUGAUACCACUCCUUCUGGUCCAGUCACUCCAGUGGUCGUGAAGCCAGCCAAUGAUACCACUCCUUCUGGUCCCGUCACUCCAGUGGUCGUGAAGCCAGCCAAUGAUACCACUCCUUCUGGUCCCGUCACUCCAGUGGUCGUGAAGCCAGCCAAUGAUACCACUCCUUCUGGUCCCGUCACUCCAGUGGUCGUGAAGCCAGCCAAUGAUACAGCUCCUGGUCCUGUCACUCCAGUGGUCGUGAAGCCAGCCACUGAUACUGCUCCUUCUGGUCCGGUCACUCCAGUGGUCGUGAAGCCAGCCAAUGCUACUCCUCCAAGCCAAGGAUUUAAUGGAGAGAUUACAAUCUGUGCAGUCAGUGCCAAGGAUCGUGUGCACUGUGGAAAUAUCUCUCUGGGUGAGAAGGCAUGCAAAGCUAAAGGAUGCUGUUAUGAUUCAAGUAGCAAGGAAGCCCCUUGCUUCUAUGGAAAAACAGCUUACAUCGAUUGCACAAGCGAAGGACUAUUUACAAUUGUAGUUCCCAAGGUUGCAACAGUGCCCUCACUUGAUCUUGACUCUGUCAUCUUGGCAAACAACACAGGUUCUGAGUGUGCCCCUACAAUAAGGACAGCUGAAUUUGUUGUCUUCAGCUUUCCCCUUAAUGCUUGUGGGAGUGUGCGAACAGUGGCUGGACAGAACAUUACUUACCAAGUGGAUGUAGUGGCAAAAAGGAGAAUCCUGAAAGGAGCUCAUGGCUCUAUAACCAGAGACAGUACUUUCAGGUUGCAUGUGAAAUGCUUUUUGAGUAGCAGCAGGAACAUUCCUUUAACACUGAGAGUGAAGACUCCUUCACCUCCAUCUCUUGUGAUCGGUGAUGGUAUCCUCACUUUGGAAAUGAGGAUAGCUAAAGACAAGUCCUACAGUAGUUGGUUUGCUGAUGAAGACUACCCAUUAGUGAGAUAUCUCAGAGAACCUGUGUAUGUUGAAGUGCACCUUCUUCACAGACUGGAUGCCAAUAUUGCACUAGUACUGAAUGACUGCUGGGCAACCCAAACACAAGACCCUCAUCUUGGCAAACAAUGGAGCAUUCUUGUGAAUGGGUGUCCAUAUUAUGGGGACAACUACAUGACCCAGCUGCACACAGUCAAUGCAACACCCAGUGUGUUAUUUCCAACACACCACAAAUGGUUUGAAGUGAAAACAUUCCAAUUUUGGGAUCAGAAAACUCGAGCACCUUUGCAUGGCAAGGUUUACUUCCACUGUAGUGCAACUGUAUGCCCCUUGUCUGACAUGGAGUGUGCUGCAACCUGCAAUGCUGGGAGAAGAAUGGUCAGAAAUUCAAAUGUUCAUUCAUCAAUUGAAGCCCUUGACCGAGGACUGGUGACAUUGAAGAAGCCCAUAAUUUUCACUCCUGAGGAAAGUGGUGUUGUAGACUAUUACCAGGCAAAUGAAAAUGUAGCUGACAACAUCCUCCUUGCAGCAGCUGUGACAUUCCUUGUGUUGGCCUUGAUCACUGGACUUUUACUGUGUUGGAACUGUAAACAAAUGCACAAACCAUAGCCUAAGUGAAGUUUGUAUUCUAAUAUGCAAGUUAAGCCCCUUUAAUUCAAUUGUUACUAAAAUCUGGGGCUUUCUCCAGCAUGAAUGGACAUUGCCUUGACUGGCUUUGCCAAGAUCAUCAAAUACCAGUGCUUAAUUUUGUUCUGUAACUACAAGGUAAUACUAUCCAUUAGUAGUUGUACAUUUUAUAAAUGGUUGUCUAUUUAUGAUACUUGGGGCUUGGAUUUUUGUAGACUGUAUCAUAAACAAAAUUAAAUUCUCAACUG
Pristis pectinata (smalltooth sawfish) is the source of this 3431-nucleotide messenger RNA. RefSeq lists its product as uncharacterized. Gene Ontology annotation, molecular function: acrosin binding; structural constituent of egg coat. Gene Ontology annotation, cellular component: egg coat. Gene Ontology annotation, biological process: binding of sperm to zona pellucida; prevention of polyspermy. The record is from RefSeq and is a predicted model, not a curated record. Lineage: Eukaryota; Metazoa; Chordata; Chondrichthyes; Rhinopristiformes; Pristidae. Bases 133 to 3165 code for a protein of 1010 amino acids. The transcript has 13 exons.